UUGUACGUCAAUCAACAUUAAGGAGCCUGGCAAAGGCGCUUCGUGCUUCACCGACAUGCAUAAUAAUUACGACCCUCUCGUGGGAUUGGCUGGACCGAAGCUUGGAAAGUCCCAUCGUCUUGAGGUUUUUCUUUCCUGUCUUUUUUAUUUGAACGUCCUCAGUUGGUGGAAUACCUCAACGAGACAACAACUUCACAACUGGCAUUUCUUGGCUGGUUGACAACGCCUUCUGGGACGGCGUUUCUGCAAUACAUCGUCUGGCUGCCACCGACGCGUGUUCGGGAUCU
Neurospora tetrasperma FGSC 2508 is the source of this 287-nucleotide messenger RNA. RefSeq lists its product as uncharacterized. The transcript has 2 exons. Lineage: Eukaryota; Fungi; Ascomycota; Sordariomycetes; Sordariales; Sordariaceae. The coding region runs from base 56 to 220 and encodes 54 amino acids. The record is from RefSeq and is a predicted model, not a curated record.